AUGCAGUUCUUGUCGCGUUGUAUCGGCGCCUCUGUGCGCCUUGCCGCCCGCACGCGCCAGCUUCGACUUACUGCCCUCCCUUCCUCUGUGUGCCCAUGCGUGUGCGUGCGCGUCAUCCCGCAGGUGGUGGAGGUGGUGCAGCGCUACGACGACAGCUGCGUGCCGGCCGGCACGGACGGCGUGGCGUACAUUCAGAACGCGUCCGUGGUGAAGAAAUGCGACAUCCGGAUCACCGUCAGUCGCCCCUCCGCGUUUCCCUCGCCCGCACUCCCCUUAGUCACUCUCCUGUCUCUCGCUCUCUCACCGCUUCCAGUUCACCCACUAUUUGAACUGUUCCUUCGUGGCCUCAUUCAUCCAUUCAAAUCGCAUCUCGCUGCUCCCAACCGUUGCUCGUUCUCCUUGAUCCGCCCGUCACGCGCGUGCUGGCCGCCGUGCAGGUACGUGAAGAGCCGCAGUGACAGCCAGCUGCGGGGCACCAACAUCAGUGGCAGCGACUUUGACGUGUGCCAGCCAGAGGCGUACCUGUGGGACAACUCGUCCCUCGCCCAUCCGGCCGUGCGGGCUGGUGGCGUGGUCGCUGUUCAACGACUCGUACGCCAUCACGGCCGCGGGCAGCGGGCAGCAGCUGGCCAUCGACAGCAGCAACAUCGCUCGGAGAAUCUGAUGGUGUGGAUGCGCACAGCAGCGCUGCCCACGUUCCGCAAGCUGUAUGGGCGCAUAAACACGCCGCUGGAGGCGGGCAGCACGCUGGCGGUGGUGCUGCAGAACAACUACAACUCCUACGAGUACGGCGGCCAGAAGGCCCUCGUCCUCUCCACCGCCAGCUGGCUGGGCGGCGCCAAUGGCUUCCUGGGCCUCGCCUACCUCACAGUAGGGGGGCUCUGCUUCCUCCUCGGCAUCCUCUUCUUCGUCCUCCUCUUCACAAAUCCAAGCUAG
Closterium sp. Naga37s-1 is the source of this 936-nucleotide messenger RNA. Lineage: Eukaryota; Viridiplantae; Streptophyta; Zygnematophyceae; Desmidiales; Closteriaceae. The record is from the annotation of a GenBank genome assembly.